AUGUCUGUCGAGGACGCUGUCAUGUCCGACGCGACCAACAAGGUCGACAAAGGCAAGGGAAAAGCGGGCGAGCUCGGGCUGGCGGAUCUGAUCGUGUCUGACGCAUUGCCAUGGGUCGAGAAGUACCGACCUGCGACCCUCGACGACGUCGUGGCGCACAAGGACAUCAUCUCGACGAUCGACCAGUUCAUCGCCAAGAACCGCGUCCCCCAUCUGCUCUUCUACGGCCCGCCCGGUACCGGCAAGACCUCGACGAUUCUCGCCGUCGCGCGCAAGAUUUACGGGUCGGGCGCAGCGCUGAGGAAUAACUGCCUCGAACUCAAUGCCUCCGAUGACCGCGGUAUCGAUGUGGUGCGCGAGCAGAUCAAAACGUUUGCGAGUACCAAGAUGCAGGGAGGCGGGAGCGCCGGCUUCAAGCUCAUCAUCCUCGACGAGGCCGACAUGAUGACCUCGCAAGCGCAGUCAGCUCUCCGUCGCGUCAUCGAGCAGUACACGAAGAACGUCCGCUUCUGUAUCAUCUGCAACUACGUCAACAAGAUCAUCCCUGCCAUUCAGUCUCGCUGCACCCGCUUCCGCUUCGCGCCGCUCCCUCAGGUCGAGGUCCAGAAGCGCCUGGACCAUGUCAUCAAGCAGGAGAACGUCAACUUGACGGAAGACGGACGACAAGCGUUGCUCAAAUUGUCGCGAGGAGACAUGCGCCGCGCUCUGAACGUCCUGCAGGCAUGUCACGCUGCCUACGACGUCACGGGCGAGAGCCAGGUGUAUCAGUGCACGGGCAAUCCUGAGCCGGCGGACGUCGAGGAGAUCAUGCGGACCAUGAUGAACGACUCGUUCGAGACGGCGUACCAGCGCAUCUCGUCGCUCAAAGCGGAGAAGGGUCUCGCCUUGCAGGACAUCAUCCAGGGCAUCUACGACUUUGCGCAGACCGUCGAGUUCUCGAGCGCGACAAGGGUCUACUUCCUCGACCAGAUUGCGCAGGUCGAGCACCGCUUGUCGACGGGUGGGAGUGAGAAGCUACAGUUGACGGCGCUGCUGGGUGCGACGAAGAACGCGGUUGAGCUCACGCCUCGGUAG
This is a messenger RNA of Rhodotorula toruloides NP11, 1074 nucleotides long. Its product is annotated as replication factor C subunit 3. Gene Ontology annotation, cellular component: Rad17 RFC-like complex; Elg1 RFC-like complex; DNA replication factor C complex. Gene Ontology annotation, molecular function: DNA clamp loader activity; ATP hydrolysis activity; DNA binding. Lineage: Eukaryota; Fungi; Basidiomycota; Microbotryomycetes; Sporidiobolales; Sporidiobolaceae. The transcript is spliced from 12 exons. The coding region runs from base 1 to 1074 and encodes 357 amino acids. Gene Ontology annotation, biological process: DNA repair; DNA-templated DNA replication. The record is from RefSeq and is a predicted model, not a curated record.